Messenger RNA from Elgaria multicarinata webbii, 1997 nucleotides. RefSeq names its product malic enzyme 1 (gene ME1). The record is from RefSeq and is a predicted model, not a curated record. The coding region runs from base 10 to 1755 and encodes 581 amino acids. Gene Ontology annotation, cellular component: mitochondrion. NCBI's taxonomy places the organism in Eukaryota, Metazoa, Chordata, Lepidosauria, Squamata, Anguidae. Gene Ontology annotation, biological process: pyruvate metabolic process; malate metabolic process. The transcript has 14 exons. Gene Ontology annotation, molecular function: NAD binding; malate dehydrogenase (decarboxylating) (NADP+) activity.
ACAUCAGUGAUGGAAGCCGCCCCCGCCAGGAGCCCACCCCCCAGGGGCGACCACCCGCAGCCCGUGUGGACCACGCGGAGGGGCUGCGACGUGUUACGCGACCCGGCUCUCAAUAAGAGCCUGGCUUUUACCUUGGAAGAGAGACAACAGCUGAAUAUUCAUGGAUUACUACCUCCCUGCUUUCUAAGUCAAGAAAUCCAAAUUUUAAGGGUUCUAACAAACUUUGAAAGACAAGCAUCUGAUCUGGACAGGUACAUUCUGCUAAUGGGCCUUCAGGAUAGAAAUGAAAAACUAUUCUAUAAAGUGCUGAUUUCUGACAUUGAAAGAUUUAUGCCUAUUGUUUAUACUCCCACUGUGGGUCUGGCAUGCCAACAAUAUGGUAUAGCAUUUCGGAGGCCAAGAGGACUCUUCAUCACCCCCCAUGAUCGAGGACAUGUUGCAACAUUGCUUAAAUCGUGGCCUGAAACUGUCAUCAAGGCUAUUGUGGUGACUGAUGGAGAACGUAUUCUUGGCCUUGGAGACCUCGGUUGUUAUGGAAUGGGCAUCCCAGUGGGUAAACUAGCACUUUACACAGCAUGUGGAGGAAUGAAGCCCCAGGAGUGUCUGCCCGUUAUGCUUGAUGUGGGAACUGACAAUGAGGAGUUGCUAAAAGAUCCUUUAUAUAUUGGGCUGAAACAUAAACGAGUCAGAGGCCAAGCUUAUGAUGACCUUCUAGAUGAAUUUAUGCAAGCUGUGACUUCCCGGUAUGGCAGAAACUGCCUCAUUCAGUUUGAGGAUUUUGCUAACAUAAAUGCAUUCCGUCUCCUGAAUAAGUAUCGCAAUCUGUACUGCACUUUCAAUGAUGACAUACAAGGAACAGCAUCUGUGGCUGUUGCUGGUCUUCUUGCUGCUCUCCGGAUCACUGACAGCAAACUGUCAGAUCACACAAUACUAUUCCAAGGAGCAGGAGAGGCAGCUCUGGGAAUAGCUAAUCUAAUUAUUAUGGCCAUGGAAAAGGAAGGGACAUGUAAAGAGGAAGCCAUCAAAAAGAUAUGGAUGGUUGAUUCCAAAGGGUUAAUUGUAAAGGGUCGUGCUUCACUAACACUGGAGAAACAACGGUUUGCCCAUCAACAUGAUGAGAUGACAAAUUUAGAAGACGUUGUUAACAAAAUAAGGCCCACAGCUCUUAUAGGAGUUGCUGCCAUUGGUGGUGCAUUUACAAAAAAGAUUAUCAAGGAUAUGGCUUCCUUCAACAAGCGGCCAAUUAUUUUUGCCCUCAGUAAUCCAACCAGCAAAGCCGAAUGCUCCGCUGAGGACUGCUACAAUCUCACUAAUGGACAAGGCAUUUUUGCAAGUGGAAGUCCUUUUGAUCAAGUCACCCUUCCAGAUGGACGCACAUUUUUUCCUGGUCAGGGUAACAAUGCCUAUGUGUUUCCGGGAGUUGCACUUGGUGUUGUUUCAUGUGGAAUAAGACAUAUUAGUGAAGAAAUUUUCCUUUCCACUGCAGAGGUUGUAUGUCAACAGGUUUCAAAGAAGCAUUUAGAACAGGGUCGAUUGUAUCCACCUUUAUCUUCAAUUCGAGAUGUCUCUCUGAGAAUUGCUGUAAAAAUUGCAGAGGAAGCGUACAGCAACAACACAGCCACUUUGUACCCUGAGCCAGAAGACAAGGAAGCAUUCAUCUGUUCCCAGAUUUAUAGCACUGAUUAUGAAAGCUUUCUGACAGACUCUUACACCUGGCCCAAAGAAGCCAUGAAAAUACAGACUGGAAACUUUUAACAGGAACAAUAUUGCAACGUUAGAAACACUCAGAUAUUUGCUAGUUUUGUUAAAUCAUAGCUCAGCUUUGUAAGAAAUCAGGAUAUAUUUGUCUUCCUUUUUAAUAGCACUGAAUGCUUUUGAAAACUAUGAAAUUUUGGUUAUAAAUGUUAUAGUUCUUCCAUUUUAAGCUAAUUAAUUAAGCUAAGAAUACAUAUGCAACAAAUUAAAAACAAAUAAUUUAGACACAGAUUUUUUAAAUA